GGCCGGAGCAAAUCCAAAAUGACAUCUGUUGCCGGAUUCGGACAACGCACGGGGGCAUUUCCGUACUUCCGCAUCUCUCAGGAGCACGAACACGAAACCGAACAGGAUUUGUCUGUAAGUACUCCGCACUUUAACAUAAGUCAGAGGGCUGCUCUUUCUCUCUGUCUCCCUCCCUCCCUCCCUCCCUCCCUCUCUGUGUGCACAGGAAAAGAGCGUUAGCGUUCAUGAAAAGGUCGCACGAGCCUCGUCUUCUCCCUCUCCAAACCCUAGAAGCGUGAAGUUGGACAUCCUCCGAGAUAAUGUUGUGUGGUGUCGGGCUGUCAAUGUUCUUAUGGCUUUAUUGAAGUGAUUAAGGGGGUUUGAAGUUUUUGCGGCGGUUUGUGCAGCAGAGAGGGACCUGCAGAAUUUCUCUUCAGUGGUGACAUUGCUUGCGGGAUUCGUAAAUGCAAGGAAGUUCGGGUCAUAAUGCUGUCCCGCCCUCCACGUCGGCCGAUACGUCGAGAAUUUUGGACGUGAAGCCUCUGAGGAGCCUGAAACCCAUCUUCCCACCUUCCAAUCAAGCUGCCCCCUUUGUGUGCGGGUCUCCUAAUGGACCUUUCCCACCUGAAUACUCUUCGUUUUACCCGUUCUGCGUCCCCCCGCCGCCUCCCGAACCUGAGCCGCCACAGCCUCAGGCUACAUGGACCGCUGCUGCUCCUACCCCCAUCCGGUCGUUUAGAACCCCGGGACCAUCGGAUGGCCCGGGUGAAAUGAUGAAUGGAGAUGCGGAGCAAUUUGCCGAGGGAAAGAAGCGUGCUUCUGGAAUGCGUCCCUCGAGUUCAUCCCGGAGGAGGAGGAGCACAGCUAUGGUUUUAGGGAGAUCUGCCCCUGGAACUUUUGUUAUUCCAAUAAGUCCAUUCAAUCGAGAAGUUGGCAACAGAGAGAUGGUUGAUUAUGUCCUAACAACGUUCGAUGCCCUUCGGAGAAGGCUUAGCCAGUUGGAAGAUGCCAAGGAAGCCCCAGGUGGAAUAAUUCGACGUGCAGAUCUGAAAGCUUCCUCUAUCUUGAUGACUCAGAACGUGAGAACAAACAUGAAGAAGAGAGUUGGAGUGGUGCCUGGGGUUGAAAUUGGGGAUAUUUUCUUUUUCCGCAUGGAGAUGUGUUUGGUGGGUCUGCAUACUCAGUCGAUGGGCGGUAUCGACUACAUGACUGUCAGAGGGGAGCAAGAGGAGGAAUCAGUGGCAUUAAGCAUUGUCUCUUCGGGAUAUUAUGAUGAUGAUGCAGAAGAUAAGGAUGUUUUGAUAUACAGUGGCCAGGGUGGGGCCAUGACUAGGAAUGGAAAGCCAGCUCCUGAUCAGCAGCUCGUAAGGGGAAAUCUUGCUCUAGACAGAAGUAUGCACCGUGCUAAUGAGGUCAGAGUCAUUCGUGGAAUGCCCGACUCAGUAAAUCCCAAUACGAAGGUUUACAUGUAUGAUGGUUUAUAUAUUAUUCAACAGUCGUGGAUGGAGAAGGCCAAAUCUGGCGCCAACACUUUUAAGUACAAACUGGUAAGGGUACCAGGGCAGCCCGAUGCGUUUGCUAUUUGGAAAACCAUACAGAGGUGGAAAGAAGAUAUCUCUACUCGUUCUGGGGUUAUAAUUGCUGACCUGACUUCCGGUGGCGAGACGAUUGCAGUGUCCCUUGUGAAUGAUGUGGAUAAUGAAAAGGGACCCCCUUAUUUCAACUAUUUCUCUACUCUCAAGUACUCGAGACCCUUCAGUAUAUUGCAUUCCUCUUAUGAAUGCAACUGUCAUAAUGCCUGCAAGCCGGGGGAUCUAAAUUGCUCGUGUGUAAGGAAGAAUGGAGGCGACUUUCCUUAUACUGCCAAUGGUGUUCUUGUCAGUCGGAAGCCGCUUGUUUAUGAAUGCGGUCCCUCUUGUCCAUGCGGGCCUAACUGCAAGAACCGAGUCUCACAGGGUGGUCCAAAAGUCCGCCUCGAGGUUUUUAAAACAAAGAACAGGGGUUGGGGCCUUCGUUCGUGUGAUCCUAUCCGAGCUGGUAGUUUUAUCUGUGAAUAUGCAGGUGAAGUCAUCGACAAAGAUAGACUUAAGCAGAAGGUAGAUGAAGGAGAGAACGAUGAGUAUAUUUUUGACACAAGCCGAGUUUAUGAACCAUUCAAGUGGAACUAUGAAGUUGGGUUGCUAGAAGAUGAGAGUACCUCUGAUUCUCCUGAGGAGUACAAUAUCCCGUCGCCAUUGAUUAUCAGUGCGAAGGAGUUUGGAAAUGUGGGUCGGUUUAUGAACCAUAGCUGUUACCCCACUGUCUUUUGGCAACCGGUUACUUAUGGGACUAGCAAUGAAUCUUAUCUCCAUAUCGCGUUCUAUGCUAUGAGACACAUUCCGCCUAUGACCGAGUUGACUUACGAUUAUGGGAUGGUGCCAACUGAGGGUGGCAUUGGAGCAGCUUAUAGGAAAAGGAAAUGCUUAUGUGGGUCUCCGAAAUGCCGUGGUCAUUUCGGGUUGUAGUCUGUGGUGAAGCUGCAAGGCGAGGUCCAUCCUGCAUGCCCAAAUAUAAGGUAAUUUCUACCGAAGGAUGGCUUUCAACUAAGUCCACCUAACGUGCACAGGGCUGGGAAGGUGCUUCCAUGGGUUUGUCUUCUGUUCGUGUUUUUCUUUUUUCAGUAUGGCUGAUUAAAUUAGAUAAGCUUUUGUCAUGUAAGUAAUUUAAUCAGUUGUAAGUGUGUAGCAUUAGGUUUCCCAUGCUGCCAUGGCUUUUGUCGGCCGAAGUAAUUUUUUGGGGCCAUGUCGAAGCUAGCGGUGCUCUCUGUAAUAGGAUGAAGAAACCCGAUCUUGUAGGGAUCAUUUUGUUUGUGAUAGGAUGAAUGAGGAGAAGAAAAAAAAACCUUUUGUUUAAUCAAUCUGCACCUUCCUAAGAGGGGUUCAUUUUCA
Molecule: messenger RNA, 2906 nt
Organism: Punica granatum (pomegranate)
Lineage: Eukaryota; Viridiplantae; Streptophyta; Magnoliopsida; Myrtales; Lythraceae
Source: RefSeq, a predicted model, not a curated record